Molecule: messenger RNA, 2523 nt
Organism: Jatropha curcas
Lineage: Eukaryota; Viridiplantae; Streptophyta; Magnoliopsida; Malpighiales; Euphorbiaceae
Product: Concanavalin A-like lectin protein kinase family protein
Biological process (GO): protein phosphorylation
Molecular function (GO): protein kinase activity; carbohydrate binding; ATP binding
Source: RefSeq, a predicted model, not a curated record
CAUGUUUUCAAACUAGUGGGUGAAGCCAAAAUGGACUCUAGUGCUCUGCUGCGUACAGUCACUGUCUGUGAAACCCCAUGUGAGCAAUAUAUCAGAUCUCCCCUCCACCAUCCAAGAAGCACCCACUAAUCUUUUUCUCUUUUACUUCUUUUUCAAAGCCAACUUAAACACGUACAAAAAUAAAAUGUUACCAUAGAACAUCCUCUGUUCCAGAACUCUCUAAUUCUGUCUAUAAUGUUCAAGAAACUCAAAGUUUUCUUGUUUUUUCUUCUUUUUCUUUUAAACCCAGUUUUUUCUCAGCUAAAUGAGCUCUUCUUUAAUGGCUUCAGUGAUGCCAAGAACAACAUGAGCUUAUAUGAUGGAGCAGAAAUUGAAGACAAUGGCAUACUUCAUUUAACAAACAAUACUCAACGCUUAAAAGGCCAUGCCUUUUACUCCAAUCAAAUCCAGUUCAAGAAUUCAAGUAAUGGCAAAGCUUUCUCCUUUUCCACCGCCUUUGCUUUUGCUAUAGUUCCUGGAUACCCACGGCUUGGUGGCCAUGGCUUUGCUUUCACUAUCUCUCCUUCGAAGGACUUGUCAGGUAGUCUUCCAAGUCAGUACCUUGGCUUACUCAAUGCAAGUGAUAUGGGUAAUUUCUCCAAUCACAUUUUUGCAGUUGAAUUUGAUACGGUUAGGGAUUUUGAAUUUGGUGAUAUAAAUGAUAACCAUGUGGGUAUUGAUAUAAAUAGCUUGGAAUCAAAUAAAUCUGCUCCUGCUGCGUAUUUUCUCGAUAAUUCUACAAAGAUUAAUUUAAAUCUACAGAUGGGAACGGUUAUUCAAUCUUGGGUUGAUUAUGAUUCUUCCAAGAAUCUUGUAGAGGUUAGGCUUUCACCUUUUUCAAUAAAACCCAGAUCUCCCAUCUUGUCUUUUGAAGUAGAUCUCUCCCCUUAUCUCAAAGAGUAUAUGUUUGUUGGAUUCUCUUCAUCAACUGGUCUGCUAGCAAGCACACACUAUAUUCUUGGAUGGAGUUUUACUAUAAAUGGAAUUGCUCAGUCUUUAUCUUUAGCUUCUCUUCCUUCUCUUCCUGGGCCUAAAAAGGAUCAUACAGUCCUGAUUGUUGCUGUCACAGCUUCUGCUGUUGUGUUUAUAAUCUUAGUUAUUGGUAUAUCUAUUUACCUAAUUAGGAAACUCAAGAACGCAGAUUUUAUAGAAGAAUGGGAGUUUGAUGUUGGUCCUCAUAGAUUUACUUAUCAGGAACUCAAAAAAGCAACCAGGGGUUUUAGAGACAGAGAGCUUUUGGGGUUUGGUGGAUUUGGGAAAGUUUAUAAAGGAACUUUACCAAAUUCUAAUACUGAAGUUGCGGUUAAGAGAAUUUCUCAUGAAUCUAAGCAAGGUGUGAAAGAAUUUGUAUCUGAGAUUGCUAGUAUUGGCCGUCUUAGACACAGAAACUUAGUCCAAUUGAUUGGUUGGUGUCGCCGACGAGGUGAUUUGCUACUUGUCUAUGAUUUUAUGCCUAAUGGAAGCUUAGACAAGUACUUGUUUGAUGAACCUAAAAGAAUUCUCAAUUGGAAACAAAGAUUCAAUAUCAUCAAAGGUGUUGCUUCUGGCCUUCUGUAUUUGCAUGAAGGAUGGGAACAGACUGUGAUUCAUAGAGACAUAAAAGCAGGCAAUGUUUUGUUAGAUGCUGAACUAAAUGGAAGACUUAGUGAUUUUGGACUUGCAAAAUUAUACGAUCGGGGUAGUAAUCCUAGCACCACAAGAGUGGUAGGCACAUUGGGUUAUUUAGCACCUGAACUAACAAGAACAGGCAAGCCUACUACUAGUUCAGAUGUUUUUGCCUUUGGUGCACUAUUGCUUGAAGCAGUUUGUGGAAGGAGGCCUAUUGAGCCUAAAGCAUUGCCAGAGGAGCUUAUUUUGGUGGAUUGGGUAUGGGAUAAGUGGAGAAGUGGUGCAAUUCUUGAUGUAGUUGAUUCAAGAUUAAAUGGCGAGUUUGAUGAUCUCGAGGCUAUUGUUGUGUUGAAAUUAGGGUUAAUAUGUUCUAAUAGUUCACCCGAAAAGAGGCCCACGAUGAGGCAAGUCGUGAGCUAUUUGGAAGGAGAAGCGUCAUUGCCCCAGACAGUUGCGGCCCCAGAUGAAUAUGAUGGUAAAAAGGGUGAUGGUGGUAGUGGUAGCAUGGAAUUUGAGGAUUUUGUGCACUCGUAUCCAUUGUCAUCAAAUUUUGAGAAAGGUAGUACAUGGUCUUCUGGAGGUGAUUUUGGGGAUAUUGAUGUUGAAGCUAGUUCGGCUUCACCUCUUUCACAUUCUGGUAGAGAAGGUAGGUAGUUAUGGUAAAGAGAGCUAAUUACAAUUUUUUUUUUUUUUCCAGUAUCAAGAUUUUUCUGUACACAUAUGAUGACUAUAUAUCUCUUUCUUUUUUCUUAAAUGUAAAUUAAUUGAUUGAUAUUCCAUUCUGGGUUGUAAAUUUCCACGUAGAUAUUGCUAUUUUUGAAUCUGUCACAAUAUUUCAAGAUAUGGGUUUGGAAUAGAGAAAGGAGUUUCACAUUA